This is a messenger RNA of Callorhinus ursinus (northern fur seal), 2474 nucleotides long. It is a transcript of the gene TESK1, whose product is annotated as testis associated actin remodelling kinase 1. Gene Ontology annotation, molecular function: protein serine/threonine kinase activity; ATP binding. The record is from RefSeq and is a predicted model, not a curated record. Gene Ontology annotation, cellular component: nucleus; cytoplasm. Gene Ontology annotation, biological process: positive regulation of stress fiber assembly; actin cytoskeleton organization; protein phosphorylation. NCBI's taxonomy places the organism in Eukaryota, Metazoa, Chordata, Mammalia, Carnivora, Otariidae.
GGAACCCGCCCGCCCGCCUGCCCGGCGGCGCCCAGGAGAGACACCGCCACCGCCCGGCCCAGGCCCAGGCCCAGGCCCUGCGCAGAGCGAAGCGGAGCGGCGUCUACCCGGGCCCUGCAAGCCGGCGCGGCGGGGGCGGGCCCAAGAUCUUCCGCGGAUCUUCCAUUCUCCAGGGCAGGAGCGGGAGCCCCAGCGUCCCGGAUCGGGCUGGGCGCACGCCCAUGGCAAGCGCGGCCUGCCCGGGCCCCGGGGACCCUGCCAUGUGAGGCAGGCCCGGGCUGGGGGCCCGGCCAUGGCCGGGGAACGGCCCCCACUGCGGGGCCCUGGGCCAGGGCCCGGAGAGGCGCCGGGGGAGGGGCCCCCGGGACCGGGGGGCACGGGUGGAGGCCGGGGCCGCCCCUCCUCCUACCGGGCUCUCCGCAGCGCCGUGUCAAGCCUGGCGCGCGUGGACGAUUUCCACUGCGCCGAGAAGAUCGGGGCCGGCUUCUUCUCUGAGGUCUACAAGGUUAGGCACCGACAGUCAGGGCAAGUCAUGGUGCUGAAAAUGAACAGACUCCCCAGUAACCGGGGAAACACGCUACGCGAGGUGCAGCUGAUGAACCGGCUCCGACACCCCAACAUCCUAAGGUUCAUGGGGGUCUGUGUGCACCAGGGGCAGCUGCACGCUCUUACAGAGUAUAUGAAUGGGGGGACCCUGGAACAGCUGCUCAGCUCCCCAGAACCCCUAUCCUGGCCUGUCAGGCUCCACCUGGCUCUGGACAUUGCCCGCGGCCUGCGGUACCUACAUGCCAAAGGUGUAUUCCACCGAGACUUAACAUCCAAGAACUGUCUGAUCCGACGGGAAGACCGAGGCUUCACGGCUGUUGUGGGUGACUUCGGGCUGGCUGAAAAGAUUCCUGUGUAUAGGGAAGGGGCAAGAAAGGAGCCAUUGGCUGUGGUAGGUUCCCCAUACUGGAUGGCUCCAGAGGUGUUGCGGGGUGAGCUGUAUGAUGAGAAGGCCGACGUCUUUGCCUUUGGGAUUGUCCUCUGUGAGCUCAUUGCACGAGUACCUGCGGACCCAGAUUACCUGCCCCGAACUGAGGACUUCGGCCUGGAUGUGCCUGCUUUCCGGACCCUGGUAGGGGAUGACUGCCCACUGCCCUUCCUGCUCCUAGCCAUCCACUGCUGCAGUAUGGAACCAAGCACUCGUGCUCCCUUCACCGAAAUCACCCAGCACCUGGAAUGGAUCCUGGAGCAGCUGCCUGAGCCAGCCCCCCUCACCAGAGCUCCCCUGACACACAGUCAGAGGUCUGUUUCAAGAGGGGUUCCCUCUGCCACACUUCCUAGGCCAGACCCCCGGCUUUCCCGAAGCCGGUCAGACCUCUUCCUGCCCCCGUCACCAGAAUCACCCCCCAACUGGGGGGACAAUCUGACUCGCGUCAACCCCUUCUCACUCCGGGAAGACCUCCGGGGAGGCAAGAUCAAGCUGUUGGACACACCCAGCAAGCCAGUCGGGCCCCUGCCCCUUGUUGCACCAUCACCACUGCCCUCCACGCAGCUGCCCUUGGUGACCACUCCAGAGAUCCUGAUCCACCCCGGGACCCCUGCCCGUCGCUGCCGCUCGCUCCCAUCAUCCCCUGAGCUCCCCCGACGUAUGGAGACAGCACUGCCAGGUCCUGGCCCUCCCAGCGUGGGCCCCUCGGCUGAAGAAAGAAUGGAGUGUGAGGGCAGUAGCCCUGAGCCAGAACCCCCAGGACCAGCUCCCCAGCUGCCCCUGGCCGUGGCCACAGACAACUUCAUCAGCACUUGUUCCUCAGCCUCCCAGCCCUGGUCCCCUAGAUCAGGACCUGUCCUUAACAACAACCCCCCGGCUGUGGUGGUGAACUCCCCACAGGGCUGGGCUGGGGAGCCGUGGAACCGGGCCCAGCAUAGCCUGCCCCGGGCAGCAGCCCUGGAGCGGACAGAACCCUCACCGCCCCCUUCAGCUCCCCGGGAGUCUGAUGAGGGGCUGCCCUGCCCUGGCUGCUGUCUUGGCCCUUUCAGCUUUGGCUUCCUGUCCAUGUGCCCCCGCCCCACACCAGCUGUUGCCCGCUACCGCAACCUGAACUGUGAGGCGGGCAGUCUCCUCUGCCACCGAGGGCACCACGCCAAGCCUCCCACACCCGGCCUGCAGCUGCCCGGGGCGCGCUCUUAACAGUGGGGCCUGUGGUCUCUGGCCUCUAACUUUGGCCUUCAGGAAGCCCUGUGAGGACUGAGCACACAUGUUGGACAGUGCCAGCCCCAGAUGGGCUGACCGGCUCUGCUCCCCAUGUAGGGGAGCCUCAGCAUGGAUUCAAGGGACGGAACAUUUCCUAUCCAGCCCCUGGGUUUGCUCUUCUGUGGGCGAUCACUGAACCAGACAAAGCAUUGCUGACACAUGAGACUAACACGUGCAAUUAUUUAAAAAUAUUUCAAUAAAACUGCCUGGCUGGCUCCGGGCUGCCCCUAUCCACUCA